This is a messenger RNA of Homalodisca vitripennis (glassy-winged sharpshooter), 5512 nucleotides long. RefSeq names its product calcium/calmodulin-dependent protein kinase type II alpha chain (gene CaMKII). Gene Ontology annotation, molecular function: calmodulin binding; calcium/calmodulin-dependent protein kinase activity; ATP binding. The transcript is spliced from 20 exons. Gene Ontology annotation, biological process: protein phosphorylation. Gene Ontology annotation, cellular component: neuron projection; cytoplasm. The record is from RefSeq and is a predicted model, not a curated record. The coding region runs from base 77 to 1846 and encodes 589 amino acids. NCBI's taxonomy places the organism in Eukaryota, Metazoa, Arthropoda, Insecta, Hemiptera, Cicadellidae.
AUUACAACUGACUUGCGUAGUGAGUAAAGUAGUAGAUGGAUUUUCCAGUAGUGAAGUAAAUUUUGUAGUUAUCGGUAUGGCUGCUCCUGCAGCCUGUACAAGAUUUAGUGAUAAUUACGAUCUCAAGGAGGAAUUAGGAAAAGGCGCCUUUUCCGUGGUCCGAAGAUGUGUUCAGAAGUCGAGUGGCCAGGAGUUCGCUGCAAAAAUUAUCAACACGAAAAAGCUCUCUGCGAGAGAUUUCCAAAAACUGGAACGAGAAGCCCGCAUUUGCCGAAAACUGCAACACCCAAAUAUAGUGAGAUUGCACGACAGUAUACAAGAAGAAAACUUCCACUACCUUGUCUUCGAUUUAGUGACAGGGGGAGAGCUGUUCGAGGACAUCGUUGCCCGGGAGUUCUACAGUGAGGCGGACGCCUCCCACUGCAUCCAACAGAUCCUGGAGAGUGUCCAUCACUGCCAUUCAAAUGGAGUGGUCCAUCGGGACCUUAAGCCCGAGAACCUGCUACUAGCAAGUAAGGCUAAGGGGGCAGCUGUCAAGUUGGCAGAUUUUGGACUGGCAAUUGAAGUCCAAGGAGAGCAGCAAGCGUGGUUCGGUUUUGCUGGAACGCCAGGUUACCUCUCACCUGAAGUCCUAAAAAAGGAGCCUUAUGGAAAACCAGUUGAUAUCUGGGCAUGUGGUGUUAUCUUAUACAUUCUACUGGUCGGUUACCCACCUUUCUGGGAUGAGGACCAACAUAGGCUGUAUGCGCAAAUCAAGGCUGGAGCAUACGAUUACCCAUCACCGGAAUGGGACACGGUGACUCCAGAAGCCAAGAACCUUAUCAAUCAGAUGCUGACUGUGAUUCCCUCCAAGCGGAUAACUGCCUCAGAAGCUCUAAAACAUCCAUGGAUCUGCCAACGGGAGAGAGUGGCAUCUGUGGUACACAGGCAAGAGACUGUGGAUUGCCUCAAGAAAUUCAAUGCUCGGCGUAAACUUAAGGGGGCGAUCUUGACAACGAUGUUGGCCACUCGGAACUUCUCCAGUAAGUAUGAACCUCAAGGUCGCAGUAUCAUCACCAAGAAAGGAGACGGCUCACAGGUGAAGGAGUCAACGGACAGCAGCACUACGCUGGAAGACGACGAUAUCAAAGAGGAUAAGGUAAAGGGAGGCGUUGACCGAAGUUCCACCGUCAUUGCUAAAGAGCCUGAAGAUCUGCUGGUAAGCAAGCUGGACUGGUUCCACCCGUCGGCAACAGCCCAUGCCAAGUCCCUCAGUGGUGCCAACAACCGGCGGAGACAGGACAAAAGUGACUCGAAUCAUGCCGAGGACUCUGAGAUCAGCUACCAAACCCUUCCCACCGACUCCGAUGACAACGACGAGCUAAGGAUUGUCUGCCCAAACAAGACAACUUCUCAACUAUCCACCAAUUCGUACAGCUCAGCUCGCAAGCAGGAGGUGAUCAAGAUGACUGAACAGUUGAUAGAAGCCAUCAAUACAGGAGAUUUUGAAGCCUACACGAAAAUCUGCGACCCCCACUUGACAGCGUUCGAGCCUGAAGCGCUAGGUAAUUUAGUCGAAGGAAUGGACUUUCACAAAUUUUACUUUGAUAAUAAUGUGAUAGUGAAGAACUGCAAAGCAGUAAACACAACAAUUCUCAAUCCAAACGUGCACCUGCUGGGAGAGGAUGCAGCUUGUAUUGCUUACGUACGACUCACUCAGUACAUGGACAAGCAAGGUGUGGCUCACAGUCUGCAAUGUGAGGAGACAAGGGUUUGGCACAAACGUGACAACAAGUGGCAGAAUGUCCACUUCCAUCGCUCUACCAACUCCCCUUCUUACACAUUCGCGCCUUCCGCGCACAAAUAAAAGACUUUCCGACACCUCAUCAGGUUUUCUUCUUCUAAUUCUACUUUUUCUUCUCACUAAAUCAACUUGUGCUGCCCGACUGUAUCGCACCCUCUGGGUGUUUCGUCUCUUUAAACCGCUCCGAUCGUGGUUCAAGUUCCUUUCUUUGUCUUUGAAUUUUUCUUUCUUCUUUCGACGCCGAUUCGGAGAAGGAACUCCCUGUAAACCCGCUCAACGUUUUGUGCCGCUAGAAUUCGCAUCCGUUCAGUUAAACUCAAAGACUCAAAAUUUCUCCUCCUGUCCGUGAACGGUAAUAAAAUUUUUAUUUUCUGAGUGAAAUUCAAUGAUGAGCUUGACAACAAGCUCCGUUGUUGUGAGAAUAACUCGCACAAAAACUUGUACUGUGGAUCCACUCCAAGACUGAUAGCAAUGUAGAGUGUGCGCGCGCGUAUGUGCUGCAGUGGUGUUAAAGAGACGAAACGCCGUGUCCUUUAAGUGUAAGCUUAAAUAAACUGUAGGUAAGUUGCCUUUCGACGUGCUCUCACAGUCUGGCGCUGAACUAUCAUGGUCGAAUCUGUACCAGUCUUUUCCAUUUACAAUUUGAAUAAGGUGAUUCGUUUUUGAUGCAAACAACUAUUGUAUGCUUUAGAACUUAAUUAGGAAACUUUGAAUAUAUUAAAAUCUUUUUGAGCUUUAAUCUAGUUGGGAUUUUGUAAAAAUCUCAGUUGCAUGACCGAUCUCACGAUGACUUUUACGUAUUAUUUCAGUUAUUAAAUCAGAUAUACUGAUUGUUACUUUCACAGCAUUAUUUUGAUGUAUAAUUUUUAAAAGCAUAGUAUUAUAAUUUAAAAUUUGUUACGUUUCAAGUUUGAUUUGUGCUGGGUAUUCUGAAGCAUGUUCCUUGCUUGAAACACGCUCUCAAAAUGUAAUGAUUCCUGUAAAAUAUCUAAUGUGUAAUUGUAGUGUACCGGUAAACCGGUAACAAGUGGUAAUUUUAUCUUUUUGGUUGAACGAUGUUCUUACUACCCCGUCAUGACAAUUUAAAGACUUUAGUUUCUUGCCAAUUAAAUGUGACUCGUGUACGUUUUACGCAUAGGCUUGGAACAGACUUGAGAGUAAAACAGCACGUGUGUCACGUGUGUAACGUGAUAGAGUUUGGCCUAACGCAAACUGUGAAUAUAUCGUAUUGGGCAUGCAUGGUUCUCUAGCUGUAGUGCAGUGUAAAGUGAGCAUUCUCUUGGUGUACACUUUGCGUUCAAUUCAUAGUUUUCAACUGAAACUUUUAAAGUAAUUAAUAAAUAUAUUUAAGAUUAGUUAUAUAUAUAUAAUAUAUAUGUAUCAGAUAUAUAUAGAUUAUAUAUAUAAAAACACUAUAUAUACAUAAACAUAUGACAUUGUAAACUUCUCAUUGUACUUAUAUAUAAAUAUUUAUGUCUGUUGGACAUCGACUUUUUGUUGGUUGUAUUUUGUUGACCCCAUCGUUAUGGUUGUGGAGCGAAUGGUAGUCUUGUGUGAAUAUUUUGUAAGAUAGUUCAUUAUUUCAAUUUUAAAUCGUGCUUUAAACUUUUCAUAGCUUUUAUUAAAUUGUAGGUUAUUAUAUAAAAAGAAUCAUUCAUCCAUAAAUCGUCUUAUAGUAGUCGUAAGAGGUAAUCAUUUGCAAGUCCUAUGCGAGUCUACGAAUUUAUUGGUAUUAUUUUAGCGCCAUAAUCAGUUGUGAUAGUUAUGUACAAUGCAGUGACCGAUUCACAGUUUGCACAGAGUGGCUUGAAAGUUGUUCGUAUUUCUCAUGUCGUCUUUGCCUUCACUGCCGAGGAUAAGAACAGAACAGGUCGAGUUAGGACCUUACAGUCGUAGAAUCUAAACCACUUUUGAGCCACCGUGUGCAUAAUAUGUGAGUACAAAUGUACGGUAUUAUAGUUUCUCUAAACCUUAUUGUUUACGGUUAACGUACUUAUAAAUUACAUGGUAAUAUUUUGUUAGUAUUAUAAAGUUAAGUAGAUAAGGCAUACAGACUGGCCGUAGUAACACUGCAAAAACUGAAAAUCCGGAAUAGUUGCCAUUUUGUAAAGAACAUCAAAUUCUCAGGAACCGUUUGUUGUUCUCUUCAAUUGAUACAAUUUUUACUGUGUGCCAUUUUUGACUCAAUUUUAAAUACGUAGACUACUAGUUGUAUAGGUUGGUACAACUGUUUUUGCAGUGUUUUCUCGAAGCCAAACCGUGCCAUUUCAUGUCUCGACGUGGUAAGCUGAUAAUGCUUCAAAUGCAUGCUCUUCACUAGUCAACAAGUUAUAAUAAUAAUAGUACCUUGCAUUGUAUUAUUUCCAAUUUAUAGUUUUAUGAAUAUCUCGUUCCUUGGGUUGAUUCUGUGUGUAUUUAAGUGUGUAUUAAUAUUUCAAUGUGUGUAUUCUAUUAAUGUAUUUUAUGUGUUUUGUAUUCAUUAAUGUUGUUUUGUUGUUUUAGUGCAAUGAUAAUAGUUAAUUUUAUAUAACUGUCGGUUAUAAUUAACUUAAGUUUUUAUUAUUGUUGAAUUUUAUAAAUAUAUGUUAAAUUUCUUUCGUUACUGAACAGGGACAUAACAUCGGAUAGGUGCUUAAUUUAAUGAAAUUAGAUUGUAGAAAGUAACAUUGGACAGAAGAAGUUGGAUACUGUUACUUUUAUAUUUGCUUGAUACCUUAAUAAUGUUAAGGCUUCAUUGAACUCCAUGACAUCACACUGAAAUUUAUUUUCUGCCACCCCCUAAACAUUCUAUUGUUUGUAAUACUUUAAGAAGCCUGUUUUAGUUUGUUUUAAAUAUAAUUUAUACUCAGCUUUAAUGUUGAGCUCAUUCUAACAUAAUAUAUUACAUCUUGAUUGGUAGCUUCAUGAAACCAAAUAUUCCAGACACACUGCAGAUACAAUAAUUAACUUCACCUUUUAAAGUCCAGUCUUAAAUUCCCUUGAGUUAUAAAUGUAUUAAUUAUCAUGUAAUGUUUUAGCUAAUUUGAUGUAAAGUUAAAAAGUUUGAAAAAUACCUUUUUUUAGUUUAAAACAUUUUUGUUUAACUCAGUUGUUUUCUGAAAACAUAAAUUUGUAAAGUAUAAUUUAAUUUCUUAAAAUUAAAUUCUGUCACGAAUUAUAAUGUAAAUUAAUUUAUAACACUCGAUAUUACAAGAAAAUCUUGGGAAAUUUGCAGAAUGCUCUAGAAUUUGAAGCUGUCACCAUAAACAUGGUUUGGUGGAAGGUGUCGGUCGACAAUCAUAUUCACCAUCGUGCAGCAAGCAGCAAUCGGAAGCUUUGUUAUCCCCUCCUCUAUGUCCUCUCGUCAAUUCUGUACGUUAGUUAUAAUAUUUGAGAAUGCACCUCAGCCACCUUCGCACCUUUCCAACUGGUUUAUACAAUGAAAUGUUAACCGAAAUUCUAAUAGUUAGCAUUUACCACUGUACGACGUUCGCUAGGGUAAGUCCUGAGACCUCUAGUUGCUCCAGCCGUUUUCAUAUUUUUAUGCGUUGUUCAGUGUAGUUUUUUAUACUAUUAGACUCUGAAAUUAAAAAAUGUGUUAUAACCAUUAAUUUACUCUGUAUUUUAUCGAAUGUAUAAAACUGUAAGUGAUGAAUUUUGUAGUUUUUCGUCCUGCAGAAAAUGAUUGUGUGUACAUGUGUUUGUUUUCUAUUACUUGUUUUAAUAAAGUUUAAACUAUUAUUAUUAUAA